Molecule: messenger RNA, 1624 nt
Organism: Sorex fumeus (smoky shrew)
Lineage: Eukaryota; Metazoa; Chordata; Mammalia; Eulipotyphla; Soricidae
Gene: DEPDC4
Product: DEP domain containing 4
Exons: 9
Coding region: 4-1608 (534 amino acids)
Biological process (GO): intracellular signal transduction
Source: RefSeq, a predicted model, not a curated record
UCCAUGGCGGUUCUUUUGACUCGGCGCUUCCGGGCUCCGGGCAGCCCUAGCGAGCUCGGCGGGCGCGGCAGGGGGCGUACGGCGAGCCCGAGCUGGGGCUUCUGCCGGAAGAGAAAGCCAGGACAUUCUGGCCCUUUUCAAGCUACUCAGCUAUGGAGUGGUAUUAUUUACUCCCUUCAGACUCAAGUAGAAAUAAAAAGACGGAGGCAUCAUUUACGGACAUACAAAGAUUGUUUUAUUGGUUCUAAUGCUGUUGAUGUAGUAUUAAGUCAUCUUAUGCAAAAUACGUGUCUAAGUAGCAGUGACAUCUCUCGUCUCAAAGGAGUUCGUCUUUGCCAGGUUUUAAUGAAUAAUAAAGUGUUUGAACCAGUAGGAACGACGCUAUUCAAAAAUGAAAAGAAAUUGGAAUUUGAAGAUUCAAAUACUAGUCUCUAUAGGUUUCUAGACAAUAAAUCAUCAGGUAAUUUUUGCAAAAGAAAGGAUGCUGAGAACAGGUUAAUUGGUGAAAUGAAAGCUAAGGAAUCUUUAAGACCAGAGGAUGAAAUGAUUUCAAAUCCUAUAGCGGAAGAGAUUGAAAAGAUUGAAGAACUUAUUCAUACAGUGGAUGGGAAUCUGGCCUUACCGCCAAAUACCCAAGUUGACAAACCUGUUCUUCUGCUUUCAAGAGAAGCUGUGGAAGAUGUUUGGAAACAACAAGCAGUAUUACGCAUUCUUCAACUGACUCACCUCCCAUUCUUGGAAAAUAUUUUGGACCCUCCAGUUAAAACACAGACUCUUCAGUUAAGUAAAGAGGAAACCCUUGUUAUAUCAAACACCUGUCUAGACAGAGAAGUUAUUCCAAACUUAUGUCUUCAUGAGAUUGAUAACUGGCUCAAUGCAGCAAUUGAAUGUUUGGAAUAUUUCCCAGAUCAGCUGAUAGUUACAGUUAAUCAGCAGUUAGUACAAAGCAGAGACGAAAAUACAAGAUUGAACGUACAGAAGAAAUUACUCUUUGAUGUUAUAGUGAAAUAUUACAAUCAAGAGAGAGCUUGCUUAUUGACUGAGGAGUAUUUUGACAUUCAGUCAGGGAUUAUUGAACUUUUAGAAAGUGGGAAAAGGACUGACGCACUUGAAGCAACACAACUUUAUCUAAGAUUGUUGUCGCCCAAUAUUAGAGAAGAAUUACGGCGGCUACUCACUUUCAUGGCCAUUGCAUCUGAACCUAACGCCUACAAAUUACAGAAACAGUAUGAUAACAAAACGGUGGUGCUGAAAACUCUCGCCAAAGCAGUUUUACAAACCAAUUCAUUAUUAAAAGUACAGGCAGAACAAUUAGUCUGGUUUCUACUGGAGUUUCACUCUGAGCUCUUCAAGACACCAGUGACUUUAUUGGAUUUAGUUAGCAAGAAACUUAAGAGACUUCAACAGGGAGAAGAUCCAGAUGCCGUAUCAGACUUCACAUUUUGCCAGCGCUUGACAUACAAGGAAUUUGAAAAGCAAAAGGAAAAGACAGUUGAGUAUCUUCACCAGUUGACUCUUGAAAUUAAUAGUAACCCCAGCAUCUCUUUGAAACUAAAAAGGAAAUUAAUUAAGGAAUUUCAGAAGUACCACCCUGGAGCCUUGCGGUAGCAUUUCUGCGGUGGAC